Molecule: messenger RNA, 477 nt
Organism: Aspergillus puulaauensis
Lineage: Eukaryota; Fungi; Ascomycota; Eurotiomycetes; Eurotiales; Aspergillaceae
Exons: 2
Coding region: 1-477 (158 amino acids)
Source: RefSeq, a predicted model, not a curated record
AUGGCCGCAAGCGACAACCUACGACGGCUGCAUUCAAAAGAAUCGAACCGCGACUGCAUUUACCGAGCCCUAGAGAAGACACCAAGCAUAUACAAUGGGUGUCCUCUGUUCCAUGCUGCUGGGUUCAUGGCCGGACUCUUCAUGAUGCCUAGUGGCAGUAUCUUGAUUAUCGGUCCUCCGGGGCAGCCGUCCAGUCCUCAAAUGUUUAAACAGAUGCUGCAUGCGACUCGACCUGAGAGUGUAUUUCUGCCGCCAUUGGUCGUCGACCAGAUUGCACAAGAACCGGCCAUGGUCAAAGAGGCCUCUAAGCUUAAGAUGCUUGCAUUCGGAGGUGGCUCCAUAAGCCAAGAGGCAGGUGAUACCCUUGCAAAGAAGACUCAAAUGAUCAACAUAAUUGGCAGCAGCGAGUGCGGUUUGCUAGGCGAAUACAUCAAAACUGGGAUUGGUUCCAUUUCGCAGAGCCCGAGAUGGGCAUAA